Spirodela intermedia is the source of this 2329-nucleotide messenger RNA. The record is from the annotation of a GenBank genome assembly. Lineage: Eukaryota; Viridiplantae; Streptophyta; Magnoliopsida; Alismatales; Araceae.
AUGUCUGAAUCUGAAGGUGCAUCAUCAGCCGUUUUGCCUAUGCUUUCUGGGAACUUGGGAGAAGUAUCACUUCUCCCCGCUGUUGAGGAUGACUACGGAGGAGUUAUUGUGGAAGUGACAGACCCGAUGGAUCCUGGGGAUUUCUCUUCCUCUCUUAGAGCAUCACUGUCCCUUUGGAGGCAUCAGGUGAGAACCGGUUUUAUUAUGGGGAUAGCUUAUGAUGUUUAUAUCAAUCUAUUAUACUCCUCUGCAUUUAGCAUUGGGUGAAUUUCAUACAAUGACUGUCCUAGUUGUACCAAAUCUUUUGUUUCAUUUCUUCUGGAACAAUGCCAAGAAGUUGGUCACAUUUUUUCCAUCAAGUGCGCUGGAUUAGUAUUAUUCUGGAUACAGAAAAAUCAUUCCAUUGAAUCCAAUAGCUACCUCCUCUAUCUCAACAUAUCGUUCAUCUCACAUCUGAAUUCGAGCAUUCUUCUUGAUGAUAAUUUUUCCUUUUAGUUUUUCUUACAGCGGAGCAUAUCUCUACAAAAAUCGACCAGACUUAAUUCUUUUUUAUCUAAAUAUGAAUCUCUUAUGUUGACUUAUAAGUUUUAAAUUCGAAGUUUCAUGUUCGAGCAUCAAUAGACCUAGAAAUUUUCAAAACAAAGAUCUUCAGAUAAAUUUAUCUGGAUCCUCUCUGAUGAAACGUUUGCAUAUUCUUCCGUUCUUAUGUUACUUGGUAAUUCGCCCCCACUGUUUUUAUUCACAGAACAAAAAGGGAGUUUGGAUCAAAUUGCCUAUUCAAUAUUCAAAUCUCGUCCACCCGGUUGUCCAGGUAAUCUGAAAACAUUUCCUGACCUUAAAAUGGAUAGGGACUAAAAAACCAGGAUAUCUUCAUAAAAAAAUUCAUUUUUAGCUAAUUGCUUCAGUUUUUUGUCGUCUUGAUGUAGGAGGGAUUCUGGUAUCACCAUGCGGAGCCAACUUAUAUAAUGCUCGUCUAUUGGAUCCCCUCAACAAAGCACACACUCCCAAUUAAUGCUACGCACCGUGUGGGUGUUGGGGCUUUCGUAAUGAAUGACAACAAGGAGGUAGCUCUUCUGUUCUUUGAUAUUCGAUCGUUCCCUGCUUCCCAUUUGCGACUAUUACUGUGACUAGAUGAAAAGUUCUUUAUUGGUUAUUUUAGAAAUAAAUCUAGGAUUAUAAAGUCAACCCUUGCGAAUUAAUUAAGAAAAACAUGAUAUCAGUCAGACCCAUGGCCACGGAUUUAUUUCUACAAUAACCAAUCGGGGACUAUUUUAUAUCUUUUACCUUCUCAUGACUGUAAAAUUGGGUCUUCAAAAUCUAAUGUUCAGUAGAUUCUAGUGGUCCAAGAGAAAACUGGCAAGUUCCGCGGUUCAGGAGUCUGGAAGCUUCCCACUGGCGUUGUGGACCAGGUUCUUGGCUCGUGAACAUUUUUUUCCUUGUCAUAUCCGAUUCUAUCUGGCAUUUCUUCAGCCAGAUAAUAGGAAUUUCCUCCACAGGGUGAAGAUUUAUCCGCUGGAGCCAUAAGGGAAGUGAAGGAAGAGACAGGGGUACGUGUUCUAAGCCCAAUGUGCGUCGUAGAAUGUUCUUCCACAUCCUUUCCGUUUGACUUUUAAAGAUUCUGGCUCGUAUCUCUGCAGAUUGACGCGGAGUUCCUAGAAGUACUGGCAUUCAGGUAGCCUUUGACCUGUGAUGCAUUAUAAUCUCGAACCCCCAUUUAUUUGCAGGUUCAUGAGAUGCUAUCCACCUUUAUUUACUUAUCCAUUUUUUCAUUUUUCAAUCUGCAGGCAAAGCCACAGAACUUUCUUCGAUAAAUCUGAUCUGUUCUUCGUAUGCCUCCUGCGCCCCAUCUCGUUUGACAUCAGCGUUCAGGAAUCAGAGAUCGAAGCCGCCCAGGUAAGUCAACCCUCAAUGAACCACUCUCCGGCAAUUCAACCAUAACACCCAAAAAAAUAAAAAUAAAAUCAGGUGAUUACCAGGGAAAAUAUACUGAUUGACUGGAGACUAAACAACAACAGUUUAGAGUGAUUAUAGCAGAAAGUCUUCUGAUCGACCAUACGAACAUCCUUCUUCUGAGAUGAACUGCUGCAUCGCAUCUCGUGAACCGAGGGUUGACCUCUUUCUUUGUCAGUGGAUGCCGAUCGAUGAAUACAUGGCGCAGUCAGUGAUGAGCAAGCAGAACCUCAUGAAGUACAUAUCCGACGUCGGGCUGGCGAAGUUCGAGAAGGGCUACAAUGGGUUCACCCCUGUGGGCGUGGGAUCGGUCUUCUCCGACAGGAAGAGUUACCUGUACUUGAACAGCAAGGAUCUGAACCAGGCCCCGGAAAGCUGA